AGUCAGCAAAAAAUUGUGAAGUAGUCGAGAUGAGGAACCUAAUUGUGUUUUCGGUUGUGAUGUUCUUAGCGUUCUCAAACGCUGAGAAACUUCGUUUCGAUAACUACAAAGUGUACAAAGUGCAAGUGGACAAUGAGGAGCAACUGAAAGUGAUGCAUCAGAUAGAAAGGGCUGCCUUUUCGAGCUAUGACUUCUGGAGAAGUCCUUCCUAUGUUGGAAAUCCCGUUGAAGUUAUGGUGGCUCCGCAUAAAUUGUCCGAGUUUGAAGAUAUUAUGUCUUUCCUGAAAUUCAGUUACAGCCUGAAGAUCGCUAAUGUUCAAGAACUCGUUGACAAGCAAAAACCAGCAAAUCAGCCCGUAAACGAUGAUUUCAAUUGGGAAAGGUAUCAAACAAUGGAUGAGAUCAACGCUUGGUUGGAUCGGAUCGAAGAAGAAUAUAGCGACGUUUUGACACCCCUUUCAUACGGAUACAGCUACGAAUUGGAAGCUAUUAGGGGUGUUUUGAUAUCCUACCAAGCCGGAAACCCAGCUAUCUUCAUUGAAUCUAACAUCCAUGCUAGGGAGUGGAUCUCUGGUGCAACAACCACAUGGAUUAUCAAUGAACUGUUAACGUCAACCGAUCCUGAGAUUCGUCACAUCGCUGAAAAUUACGAUUGGUACAUCUUCCCAAUUACAAAUCCCGAUGGAUAUCGCUACUCACACGAUGUCGACCGCAUGUGGAGAAGUACACGAUCCCGUUCCGAUUGGAUAUGCAGAGGAGCCGAUCCUAAUAGAAAUUUCGACUACGCAUGGCAAGAUGGAACUGGACCUGGCGCUAGUGACGAUCCCUGCUCCCAGAUCUUUGCUGGCCCUUACCCCUUUUCCGAGCUAGAAACCGGUCAACUUGCUAACUUUGUUAACCAACAUCUGGAUCACAUUAAGGUUUACUUGACUCUACACUCCUUCACACAACUGAUUCUCUACCCCUAUUCUUGGACACCAGCCCCUGCUGCAAAUACGGACGAUCUUAGUCAAAUUGGACAUGCCGCAGCAGAUAGACUUAGAGAGAGUUUUGGAACAGAAUACACCGUACACAGCAUGCAUAGCCUGUACAUUGCAACAGGAACCAGUGGAGACUGGGCCUAUGCUGGAGCUGGAAUCGACCUGACCUUUGCUUACGAAUUCCGCGACAAUGGAACUUAUGGUUUCCUUCUGCCACCAGAUCAAAUUAUUCCCAAUUCCAUUGAAGUUAUGCAGUCAUUUAUUGCUUUGCUUGAAGAGAGUGAGAGAUUGGGAUACUUCUAAAUAAAAACGUACCAUUUUUUUUUAUCAAAAA
This is a messenger RNA of Phlebotomus papatasi, 1314 nucleotides long. RefSeq names its product zinc carboxypeptidase-like. The record is from RefSeq and is a predicted model, not a curated record. The coding region runs from base 30 to 1283 and encodes 417 amino acids. Gene Ontology annotation, molecular function: zinc ion binding; metallocarboxypeptidase activity. NCBI's taxonomy places the organism in Eukaryota, Metazoa, Arthropoda, Insecta, Diptera, Psychodidae. Gene Ontology annotation, biological process: proteolysis. The transcript is spliced from 6 exons.